Messenger RNA from Sorex fumeus (smoky shrew), 3207 nucleotides. RefSeq names its product zinc finger and BTB domain containing 44 (gene ZBTB44). Gene Ontology annotation, molecular function: protein binding; RNA polymerase II cis-regulatory region sequence-specific DNA binding; DNA-binding transcription factor activity, RNA polymerase II-specific. The record is from RefSeq and is a predicted model, not a curated record. NCBI's taxonomy places the organism in Eukaryota, Metazoa, Chordata, Mammalia, Eulipotyphla, Soricidae. The transcript is spliced from 6 exons. Bases 142 to 1992 code for a protein of 616 amino acids. Gene Ontology annotation, biological process: positive regulation of gene expression; regulation of transcription by RNA polymerase II.
CGCCGCCGCCUCAGCCGCCUCAGCCGCCUCAGCCCGGCGGGGAGGAGGAGCCGCGCCGCCGCCGCCGCCGCCUCAGCCGCCUCAGGACAGUUCUGAUUCAUUUGCAUCCUUGAAGAGCAUCUGUGGAGAAGGAAGGAAAAGAUGGGUGUGAAAACAUUUACUCAUAGCUCCUCUUCCCACAGCCAGGAAAUGCUUGGAAAGCUAAAUAUGCUGCGGAAUGAUGGACAUUUUUGUGAUAUCACUAUCCGUGUCCAGGACAAAAUCUUCCGGGCACAUAAGGUGGUACUAGCAGCUUGCAGUGAUUUCUUUCGCACCAAACUUGUAGGCCAAGCAGAAGAUGAGAACAAGAAUGUGUUGGAUUUGCAUCAUGUUACAGUGACUGGCUUCAUACCUCUUUUAGAAUAUGCUUACACAGCCACUCUGUCAAUUAACACAGAAAAUAUCAUUGAUGUUCUGGCUGCAGCCAGCUAUAUGCAAAUGUUUAGUGUUGCGAGCACCUGCUCAGAGUUCAUGAAAUCCAGCAUUUUAUGGAAUACACCCAACAGCCAACCAGAAAAAGGCUUAGAUGCUGGACAAGAAAAUAACUCGAACUGCAAUUUUACUUCUCGGGAUGGCAGCAUAUCUCCGGUGUCUUCGGAGUGCAGUAUGGUGGAAAGAACCAUCCCUGUCUGCAGAGAAUCCCGGAGGAAGCGCAAAAGCUACAUUGUUAUGUCUCCUGAAAGCCCUGUGAAGUCCUGCACACAAACAAGUUCUCCCCAGGUACUGAAUUCUUCAGCUUCCUACUCAGAAAAUAGAAACCAGCCUGUUGACUCUUCUUUAGCCUUCCCCUGGACUUUUCCUUUUGGAAUCGAUAGAAGGAUUCAGCCCGAAAAGGCUAAGCCGUCAGAAAACACUCGGACUUUAGAGCUACCCGGCCCGUCUGAGACAGGGAGACGAGUGGCUGAUUACGUGGCGUGUGAGAGCACAAAGACUGCCUUGCCUUUGGGUACCGAAGAAGAUGUCCGGGUCAAAGUGGAAAGGUUAAGUGAUGAGGAGGUCCACGAGGAAGUGUCUCAGCCUGUCAGUGCAUCUCAGAGCUCACUGAGCGAUCAGCAGACAGUUCCUGGAAGUGAGCCGGUCCAGGAGGACCUUCUGAUCAGCCCACAGUCUUCCUCUAUAGGCUCAGUAGAUGAAGGUGGCACUGAGGGGCUGCCCACACUGCAGAGCACGUCCACUACGAAUGCGCACGCAGAGGAGGAUGACCGAUUGGAAAAUGUUCAAUAUCCCUACCAACUCUACAUUGCUCCUUCCACCAGCAGUACAGAACGACCAAGUCCGAAUGGUCCGGACAGACCUUUUCAGUGUCCAACUUGUGGGGUGCGAUUCACCCGUAUUCAGAACCUAAAACAGCACAUGCUCAUCCACUCAGGAAUUAAACCAUUUCAGUGUGACCGCUGUGGAAAAAAGUUCACCAGGGCUUACUCGCUAAAGAUGCAUCGCCUAAAGCAUGAAGGUAAACGCUGUUUCCGGUGCCAGAUAUGUAGUGCCACUUUCACUUCCUUCGGGGAAUAUAAACACCACAUGAGGGUUUCCCGGCACAUUAUCCGCAAGCCUCGGAUUUACGAGUGCAAAACAUGUGGCGCCAUGUUCACCAACUCUGGAAAUUUAAUCGUGCACCUGAGGAGUCUGAACCAUGAAGCGUCAGAGCUAGCAAACUACUUCCAGAGCAGUGAUUUCCUAGUACCGGACUACUUGACCCAGGAGCACGAAGAGACCCUUGUGCAGUACGACCUUGGAGAACACAGUUUUGAGAGCGACUCCUCUAUCCAGAUGCCUGUGAUCUCGCAGGUGUCCUCCACCCAGAGCUGUGAGAGCGCCUUCCCCUUGGGGUCUCUCGGCGGGCUGACAGACAGAGAGGAAGAAAGGCCACAGCAGCCCAAGACCGGUGCCUGUGCUGAAGCCGCCAGAGACGACCCCUCGAAACCAGAGCUGUCUUCUGUUACUCUUGAGUAGAUUCAUGCUCGGGCUUUAUUUUUUGGUUUUUGGAAAGUGCCUGUGCUUAUUAGUCUUGUAUGUUUAAUUUAAAUUUGAUUUUUUCAACAGAAAAGUUUCCUUUUUACUUGUGAGCCCUGCCGCUGAUGUUACAUUCUUUAUUACAGAGAAGCUUCUCCUCUAAGUGCACGUCAACACGGUGUUGAGACAGAAAUCACGAGACUGGAAGAGGGCUAGUGACUUAAGACAGUCUAGUGACUUUAACAAGUUUCUCUUGUUAAAAAUAUGCUCCCACCAGAUCAUUAGGUGAAGAAGAAAUUAGGGGGGAAAUGUGCUAAAAACGCUCCCAUUAAUCAUUAGGUAAAGAAGAAAUGAGACGCUCAUGGACCUUCCCGAGGAGAAAGCAGGCCAGAAUUCAAGUACUAAAGAGAACCUGACAUCAUCUAACAGGUGUUUGCUCCUAUACGCAGGACACUGUAGAAUAUUUUGUAAAGCCUGUUGUUUUGAAAAUAUUUAUGGUAAGCUUUUACAAAUUAUUAGGAUAAAUACUUCUCUAAUAUCCAGCAUACUCUUUAAAACAAAAAGCUUUUCCACUUUUAUUAUGAUUUUUUUUGAGGGGGUGGUGUAAAUUUGGUAUUGGGUUAGGCCUUCCCUGUACCUUUAUAGUACCAGUUCUUUCAAUUUGAAUUUUUUUUUUAGUUUUUGGGUGUCAUCCGGCGAAGCUCAGGAGUCACUCCUCGCUCUGCGCUCAGCACUUGAUCCUGACAGUCAGUGCUUGAGUGACCAUAUGGGAAGCCGGGGAUUGAACCCAGGUCUGGCGCCUGCAAGGCACACGCCUUCCCCACUGUACUAUCUCUCCAGCUCCAGUACCACUUCUUUAAUCUUUCUUAUAUGAAAGAGGGGAAGGAACCAUGAUUGGAAAUAGUCAAACUGCAUGAAACGACCAGGAAUGGAGAGGGGAGUAUGUGAAUCCCAGCUUCAUAAGAAUUCUUUUUUUAAUACUGCUUUCCUGACUGAAAUUAUUGUUUACCUGGUCUUUGAGUGUUAAUGUUUGGCUAAUUAGGUUUUUGCCUAAAUCAGUUCUUGUCCUAUCACCAGUACUUCCUAUUGCAUAUACUGAUGUGUUACCAGAUAGAGGGAAAAUAUUGGAGAUAGUCUAUAUUUUAUAUGUAGGUUUAUGUACUGUUGGGGGUGUUUUUAUUGUGCUGUUUUGGACAUAAUAAAGAAUUAAUUCUC